UCAUCUAACAUAAUCAAUGUGAGCCAAUCAAGAAAAACCACUUUCUAUCAUCAUCUUCAAUCCAAAACAUCUUCCAAAAACUACGACAAUUGAGACAACAUUUUCUAUAGCAAAAACAUAUGUUUCACAAUUGUUGUUCAUUCACUCUCAUGGUUGUAUCAAAUGUUGGGUGGUUCACUUUCAACACCAACAACUCAAACUCUUAAAGCAACAAGAACAACAACAGUUACAAUGCUUUGUUCAUCUCAUAGAUUAUUAUCAACACAUUUUUGUCUUUUUAAGAAUCUUAUAGCAGGUAAUAGAAGAUUUUCCUCAAAUGAGAGUUGUUUUCUCAGAGGUAACCAAAUUAAUAUCAAGCAAGUUUUUGGGCUUAUCUCUCGUCGACCUCCAAGAAACAAAGCAGCAUUUGUUGUUUCUCCAAGAUGUGUUCUACCACUGACAGAAGAGAAUGUGGAAAGGGUUUUGGAUGAGGUAAGGCCUGGCUUGAUGGCUGAUGGAGGGAAUGUGGCCUUACAUGAGAUAGAUGGUCUUGUUGUUAUCCUCAAACUACAAGGAGCAUGUGGAUCAUGUCCUAGCUCAACCAUGACAUUAAAGAUGGGGAUCGAAACUCGUCUUCGCGACAAGAUUCCAGAAAUCUUAGAAGUCGAGCAAAUACUAGAUACUGAGACCGGUCUUGAGUUAACCGAAGAAAGUGUCGAAAGUAUUCUUUCGGAAAUUAGACCGUAUCUUAUUGGCACUGGAGGAGGAACAUUAGAGCUUGUUGAGAUAAGUGAUUAUACUGUUAAAGUUCGGUUAAGUGGACCGGCUGCAGGAGUCAUGACAGUUCGCGUUGCCUUGACGCAGAAGCUGAGAGAUAAGAUACCUUCUAUUGCUGCUGUGCAGCUGAUAGAAUGAUGUAACAUAUUUGUUUUUGUUUUUGAUGAUUCAAUACAAAGAUAUAAACUUGUCUUGAGAAAAAAAUUCACUGUCUUAUAGAUAUAUACAUAUUCGUUUACUCUUACAGGUGACAUGAAAUAUUCAACA
Vicia villosa (hairy vetch) is the source of this 1023-nucleotide messenger RNA. RefSeq names its product nifU-like protein 3, chloroplastic. The record is from RefSeq and is a predicted model, not a curated record. Gene Ontology annotation, molecular function: iron ion binding; iron-sulfur cluster binding. Bases 163 to 894 code for a protein of 243 amino acids. NCBI's taxonomy places the organism in Eukaryota, Viridiplantae, Streptophyta, Magnoliopsida, Fabales, Fabaceae. The transcript is spliced from 4 exons. Gene Ontology annotation, biological process: iron-sulfur cluster assembly. Gene Ontology annotation, cellular component: chloroplast stroma; mitochondrion.